This is a messenger RNA of Neogale vison (American mink), 2386 nucleotides long. RefSeq names its product sorting nexin 11 (gene SNX11). The record is from RefSeq and is a predicted model, not a curated record. Lineage: Eukaryota; Metazoa; Chordata; Mammalia; Carnivora; Mustelidae. The coding region runs from base 327 to 1139 and encodes 270 amino acids. The transcript has 8 exons. Gene Ontology annotation, biological process: intracellular protein transport. Gene Ontology annotation, molecular function: phosphatidylinositol binding.
UGAGUGUCAGGGGAUCCGGACUCCGGCCAGGGGCUGGUCGGGGGCGAGCGCAGCGCCUCUCGAGCAGGGAUCGCCUCCGAGAGCUCGGGCCUGGAGGGGCGGGGCGUCCUGGACACCCGGGAUUGGCGUGGCCGGGAGCCUUCUCCCGUCGUGCACCGGGGCCCCGGCCACUCACCCGGAAGGAGAAGCCAAGACUCUGGCUAUAUGGUGCGGCGCGGGCGGUGUCGCUCUGGGGCGUGUGUGCUGCUCUCAGGAGCCAGCCUGGAUCAUUUGUUGGCAGUACAUAUUGGCUGAAGUCAGUUUUCAUUUCAAGAUGUUUUCUUCCAAUGGGCUUUGGGUGUAGGAUGUUGGAAAACCAAGAGCUGGAGGAGGUGAUCACUGUGCGUGUUCAGGACCCCCGCGUGCAGAAUGAGGGCUCCUGGAAUUCUUACGUGGAUUAUAAGAUCUUUCUCCACACCAACAGCAAGGCCUUCACUGCCAAAACGUCCUGUGUGCGUCGCCGCUACCGUGAGUUCGUGUGGCUGAGAAAGCAGCUCCAGAGAAAUGCUGGUUUGGUGCCUGUACCUGAACUUCCUGGGAAGUCAACCUUCUUUGGCAGCUCUGAUGAGUUCAUUGAGAAGCGGCGACAAGGUCUGCAGCACUUUCUGGAAAAGGUCCUGCAGAGUGUGGUCCUCCUCUCAGACAGCCAGUUACACCUCUUCCUACAAAGCCAGCUCUCGGUGCCCGAGAUAGAAGCCUGCGUCCAGGGCCGAAGCCCCAUGACCGUGUCUGACGCCAUUCUCCGCUACGCUAUGUCCAACUGUGGCUGGGUCCAGGAGGAGAGGCAGGGCUCCUCUCACCUGGCUAAAGGAGACCAGCCAAAGAGUUGCUGCUUUCUUCCAAGAUCCGGCAGGAGGAGCUCUCCCUCACCACCUCCCAGGGAGGAAAAGGACCAUUUCGAGGUGUGGGCUCCCGUUGUUGACUCUGAAGCUCCUUCCUUGGAAGGCCCCCCUCUCCUUCCCUCCCCUUUGCCAUCAUGCUGUGAUUUUGCAAGACCUGACGAGGACGCCUCUGCUCCUCAGCCUGUGAGGAGGGCCGUGGGAGGGGACCGUGCCGUGCCUUUGGACCCUGGGCAGUUAGAAACGGUUUUAGAAAAAUGAGCUCUGGGCCGAGCGCGGGGUUCUGCUCCGAGGCAGCAGAGAAGAUGCCGGCAAGGAGACUUGCUGGGGUGGGAAAGGGGCACAGGGUAGGUGUUGGGGAGUCUGGGCCACUUACUGUCCUAUGGUCACCUCUGCUCAGGUUGGUGGCACAGAAGUCGGUCACCACAACUCCUCAGGCUUCGUCCAUGGGAUUAAACACUGGACGGUUUUAAGUUAGGCAUAAGGCCCACCAUGGGCUGUUGGUUUUGCACAGAAAUAUGUGGUGUGUUUACUCUCCUGGGAGCUGAGUUGCUUUAGAUGUUGUUAAUGGGCGCGGGAGCAUUGCCUCAGGUUGACUGGUUUGGGGGGACCUGCCAGUGACCGCUUUUAAGCUGUCCUGUUGAAUACUGACCCGAUGGAAAUGGUUGUGUAGUCGUAUUCCCACUGGCGGGCUUCUUGCUGCGGCCCUUAGAGCACUUUGUUUCCGGGAGGCUGGCCUCUUGCCUCCCUCCUUUCGUGGCCAGGGUGGUGAGUGUUUGUUCUCCCACCUUCUUAAUUCCUUCUCCUUCUUGAACACCACUGACCCCACCGGUGCUGUGACUCCCGUGCCUGGGGGUUCCCGCCUCUCCCCAGCCCUCAGCCUGGCUGUGAGGGGCCCUCGCUCAAGGCCGGCCCUGGAAGAGACCCCUGGAAGCCAGAGGAAAGGCAGCAGUUUCAGAGGCUUUGUUUGAGAAAAGGCUGUCCCAGGCUGUCACCUUCUCCUCUGGCUGUAAAGCCCAGAUGUGACAAUCUUUUCUGCAGGGCUGGCAUGGGCUCCUUUCUUUUUUGAAUCCUUCUCUUCUCCCUUAGUAACAGUCCCCUGCCCCCAGGGCUUCAGCUCCCACAGUGUCCCUCUGCUGUGUGGCAGGGAGGCCGUCUGUUCAGUCCAAUGGGGCGCAAGGGCUUUGUUUGUGCCUGGAGAGAGGGCUCUGGGGAUGGAGAUGAGGAACGACGCGCCUUCAGACAAUGAGGCAUUCUGCCCUCCCGCUGCCAUAAUUCCUCUCCACGGAGAGCCCGAGCGGGUAGGAGAGGAGCGCCGGCGGCGCCCUGCCUGCUCAGCGCUCCGCUCUCGCGCCCCCCCUGCUCCGGCCGCCCCCCCACCCCCUGCCUUCCCUCCUCCCCCGGCCGUGGGCUCUUCCUCUCCCGGCCUCUGCUGGGGUGAGGGGGCUGCCAGGGUGUUGCGAUCGGAGUCGAGGGGCUUUGGCCUGAAAUAAAAUCCAAGUAUUUAA